CUGCUACCACAAAGAUGAAAACCGUUUCCGAGGCAAUAAACAGAAAGAAAAAAUGGAAAGAAGACAAAGCAACGGAAGACGGAGGAAAAUUAUCUAUGCCAUUACAAAUUGCACUCCCUGGCGAAAGGUCGAAGGCCUACAAAGCAUGCAGGACAGAGCAAUAUAAUGAAAGCUUCCAGGAUCGGAAAAGCUAUCAUGUACUCUUUCUUGUCUUAUCAAGGGAGCCUUCCAUGAGUGACGAGGUGUACAAAAUGCUGCUAGACAUCGCCACAAAAGAGGGGUAUGAUGUGUCGACGCUCGUGAAGACAGAGCAUAAAGAUGGCGUUGGUGAGGCAUCCACUGACACUGCGAAGACAGACAGCGGUUAUUGGUGGUUGAAGGCACUUUUCGGAAAGUGAGCGAAAUUUUGUUUGGGGAAUCUCUGAAGUCGUAGAAGUCCCCAAACAACAAAAGAGAACUCCCUCCCCAGUGUUCAUUUUCGCUCUUUAUUUUAUUCAAAUUUCAAAUUUCAAAUUUGUUUUUGUUGCUUGUCCGCUGCCAGCGUCUGCCCGCGCCAAUCAUCUGCUGACGGUGAACACGUGGCGGGAGAUGCGACCUUCAGUUUAUUAUAUCACCACCAUUGUGAAAAACCCUGAGUUUGUUACACCUGCCGAAGCUAGCAGGAAGAGUGGUGGCUUUGCCGUAUCCUUGGCCGGAGCAGGUAUUUGAAGACAACUGACAACCAAGAUGAAGCAGAGCACCAUGGGCCUUUUCCUGGGAGACUGACCCCUUGCUUAAUUACAAAUCCUUGAAAUCCAUGAAAAAGGCUGUUGGAUUUGUCGAGUAUUCAUCCUCACAAAUGCAUUUAGAGGAAUUCUCAUACUGGGUUGGACUACCACUGGGGGGCAAUGCUGCGUCCGUGGGGUAAGGGUUCCAUUAAAAAUAGCCUGUUUCACGACGGUCUAAACUUGGCCAUUACCUACCCCACAAGUGCAACUCAGACAUGCUUGGAGUUUUUCAGCCCUCAAUCAUUAUUAUGUAGAAGGGUAAUACCCCCCACGACAUCCUGUACACUGCAUAGGCCUGCUCAGUUAAUCCCCUGGGUCCCAGGGCAAUCAAUGCUGGCAGGCCUC
Chara braunii is the source of this 1112-nucleotide messenger RNA. The record is from the annotation of a GenBank genome assembly. Lineage: Eukaryota; Viridiplantae; Streptophyta; Charophyceae; Charales; Characeae.